AGGUAACUACUAGCUAGUAACUACGGAGUAGGUUUUCUGAUGACUUAGUCUGGUAAUGUAUUUACUCUAAGGAUGUAUCCACUCCGUGCCCGUGAAUUAAUUCCGCACUCGAGCACUGGCAGACUAGUUGGCUUUUUUACCACAUCGAGCAUAGAUCAUAACCACGCGUCAGUCUACGCGAUUCUUGACGCGUUGCGUCCAGAUUGUUGGUUAAACCACCCGUAGUCCAGCAUACUUCAGCUCUGUAUCCUGCGCGCAUGCAACGGUGUCUCAUAUAUUAUGUGAGUCUCAUAUCCGAUUGCAUCGCGCUCUCCGAAUCUUAUCGUACGACUCGGUUUUUCUACGUCCCAAGGACGAGUUGAUUCCCUUCCCGACCCAAACAAAACAACAUGUCCAGUCCAGCAGGCCAGAAGCGCAGUGCUAGUCAUUUAACGACCUCACCCGUCGAUGCGAAGAAGCCCAAGAAUGGUAGUAUCACGGCCUUCUUCGGUCCUCCCAAGGCUAGGGCUGUUGGACCUAAGUCAACGUCAUCUUGCUCAUCCAGCUUCAACAAGCAAGGGUGGGUAGCGUCGUUGACCCCGGAACAGAGGCAGCUCCUGCAGCUUGAGAUCGACACGUUAGAUGAAAGUUGGCUAGCUCAGCUAAAAGAGGAAUUAGUGACACCCGAGUUUCUAGCAUUGAAACGUUUCCUCCAAAAGGAAAAGCAAUCGGGAGUCAAAAUAUUUCCCCCGGAGAACGAAAUAUAUUCUUGGUCUCGACAUACGCCCCUUCACAAGGUGAAGGUAGUGAUUGUCGGACAAGAUCCCUAUCACAAUCAUAACCAGGCUCAUGGCUUAGCAUUCUCAGUCCGACCUCCGACUCCAGCCCCUCCAUCCCUAGUCAAUAUCUACACAGGUAUCAAAAAUGACUACCCGUCCUUUCAACGACCACCUAACAAAGGAGGGCUUCUGACACCAUGGGCUGAGCGUGGAGUAUUGCUUCUUAACACCUGUCUAACAGUCCGUGCACACCAAGCUGCUAGUCACUCAAACAAAGGAUGGGAACGUUUUACACAGAAAGCAAUUGACAUUGUAGCUAGAGUGCGAUCUCACGGAGUUGUCUUUCUUGCAUGGGGUACACCGGCUGGGAAGCGUGUGGCAGGUAUUAACCGACAGAAGCAUUCCGUACUUCAAUCAGUUCAUCCUAGCCCACUCAGUGCGUCCAGGGGCUUUUUCACCAAUGGACAUUUUAAAAAAUGCAACGAGUGGCUGGCUGAACGUUACGGUCCAGACGAAGUAAUUGACUGGAGCCUGACCUCGAGAACAAAGACUACCGCCCCCCUCGCCACUAUUCAGAGUCCAUCCGCCUCCGUUGACAAACUAGCAGACUCUGUUGCAAAGCAAUCUGAAUCUCAAGCCCUAGAGUCGGCUGAGAUGGUCACGCAGCCCUUAGAACUCCAAAAUACAGAUGAGUUUGAUGAUGAUGCCGAUGCCCUCGAAGCUCUAGCAGCUGCAGAGACAGCGAGCUAAAUGUGUCAUACUAGUUUUGGUCUUUUUGUUCUACCUAUUGAGAGCAAAUACAAAUUAAGUGAGGUCAUAAUCAACGCCCUUCGGCGUCGCUUGGAGCUCUUGUGAAUGUAUGUUGGGUUUCUACAUAUACUAGAACUGCAAUCUACACCUUCAGAGCUCUUAACAUCCCCCCUCCCUUUUGGCAUACUAUAUAGCUCCCGUAGGUCUUGCAUUUUACUCUUCAAUCGUGAGGCAAUCCUACCACCCCACCCAAAUAUUUCUGACUGUCGUACUCUGAGGUAAUAUCCCGGAUCUGAAGAGAUUACACAGGAAUUUCUUGACGCUAGUAACUAAUAUGCGUAGAAGCUAGGGACAGUAGAACACAACUCAGCGGCGCCAGAAUAUUAGUGGACGGUGAUUUACAGUCUCUUAAAGGUAACUUUAAGGUUAUGCGCUAGCGAUACAAAACUGAUGAAAUGGUUCCCCAGCUUUGCUAAAGUGUAGAUAGAGGGGUCUAAAAAUCUACCCCAAUAUUGUGAAGACGAAGAAUCUUUAGCACGGCUGAGCUGCGAGCCCGCAAGAAGCUUGCGCGUAGGAUAACGUAACCGGUAAGCGAGCGGCCAUUGUAAGCCAGCUACGUAGCUCUGUUUUCCAUACAAAUCAACACAUUUUUUUACUUGAAUACCUCAACAAUAAGACACUGUAGUAAUAUA
This is a messenger RNA of Aspergillus pseudotamarii, 2200 nucleotides long. Its product is annotated as uracil-DNA glycosylase. The transcript is spliced from 3 exons. Bases 390 to 1508 code for a protein of 372 amino acids. Gene Ontology annotation, biological process: base-excision repair; base-excision repair, AP site formation via deaminated base removal. The record is from RefSeq and is a predicted model, not a curated record. Gene Ontology annotation, cellular component: nucleus; mitochondrion. Lineage: Eukaryota; Fungi; Ascomycota; Eurotiomycetes; Eurotiales; Aspergillaceae. Gene Ontology annotation, molecular function: uracil DNA N-glycosylase activity.